UUUUAGAUACUCACACAGACACGUUUGACUCGCCUUAACAGACGACAAACAUAUCUAAUAUCUUUCAGCAUUACAGAUACAACCAAGAACAUCGAACAUAAAAGUACCUAAAAUUAAUUAGUAAACUAGUUUUUCUGUGCGAGGUCGGGUUUUGAGUUAUUUUCUUCUAUUUAUUAUAACAACAUUAUGAAUAACUUUAUUUUGUUCAUGUUUUUAUUGAUCGUGAAAGGUGUAUUUGGUGAUGCAGAUGUUGUGUCGGUGAAUGAAGGAGAUUCGGUCACCCUGCACACUGGUCUCACUGAAAUACAGAGAAAUGAUGUGAUAGACUGGAGGUUUGGACCUGGAAGUGACCAAAUAGCUAGAAUCAAUAGACCGGCCAACAAAGCAGAUACAUACGAUGGUCCUGAUGAGAGAUUCAGAGGCAGGCUGGAGCUGGACAAUCAGACUGGAUCACUGACCAUCAGAGACAUCAUUACCACAGACUCUGGACUUUAUAAAGUAGACCUCCCCAAUGACAAGACUUUAGAAUUCAGUCUCAGUGUUACACGAGCGGAUGCAGCGGGGCCGAUAUUAGUGAUGAAGCGAGAUUCUGUUACUCUAAAAACUGAAGUUCCUGACAUUCAUAGAUAUGAUGAGAUACAGUGGAGUGGACAGCAGAAAUAUCCUAUAGCUGAAAUCAACAGAACAGCUGGAAUCUUCAGCACAUCUGAUGGUCCUGAGGAGAGAUUCAGAGACAGACUACAGCUGGACUGUUUGACUGGAUCUCUGACCAUCAGGAACAUUGAAAGCAGCCUCUCUGGACUUUAUGAAGUUAACAUCAGUGGCAGCAAACACACCAUAUACAAGACAUUCAGUGUCAUGGUCAGCGGUGCAUUGGAGACAGUGUCAGUGAUGGAGGGAUAUCCAGUCACUCUAAGCUCUGCUCUUACUGAAAUACAGGUCAAUGAUAUCAUACAGUGGAAGUUCGGAGACACUAGGAUAGCUAACGUCAGUCGAACAGCCACACCAUUCUAUGAAGAUGAUGCAAGAUUUGAAGGUAGACUGAAAGUGAAUCAUCAGACUGGAUCACUGACCAUUACCGAAACCAAUGAAAAAAACUCUGGACUUUAUAAACUACAGAUCAGCAGCGGCCGACGCACCAUACUCAGGACGAUCACGGUCUCUGUCACUGUCACUGAUCUGUCUUCAGUUGCUAAAGCAGUAAUAGCUGUUGGUGUUGUUGUUGUUCUGCUGGUGUUUGGAGCUGGUGUUUUUUACUAUCGCCGCAAGAUCUCUGAACUCCAAAGACAAAAGAAGAUGAUUGUUCCUGUGAUGGAGGGAGAAUCUGUCACUCUAGAGUCUGAUAUUAAAAUACAGAGAGGUGAUGAAAUACAGUGGAUAUUUGAAGACUGUGUUAUAGCUGGAAUCAAAGGAAAUGACAGAGAGAUCUACAUAAAUAAUAGCCCUGAUGACAGAUUUAAAGAAAGACUGGAGCUAAAAAGGAUAACUGGAUCCCUGACCAUUAAAAAUAUCAGACCUGAACAUGCUGGAAUAUAUAAACUGAAGAUCGGAGACAGAAGAGUCUCCUACAAGACGUUCAGUGUUAAAAUCAUUGAAAUGAAGACAAUAUCGGAGUUUGAGGGGAAUUAUAUUACUCUAAGAACCAAUGUUAGAAUAAACAGAGGUGUUCGGAUGCUGUGGCUGUUUGGAGAUGAAAACUCGCUCAUAGCUAAUAUCAAAGGAGGCACCGAAGAGAUCAUUAGAUAUGAUGAUGUGAGAUUCAGAGGCAGACUGGUGGUGCACGAGAGGACUGGAGAUCUGACCAUCACAAACAUUACAACCGUCCAUGCAGGAAUCUAUAAACUGAAGAUCAGCAGUGAUGAAGGGUCUAAAAAAAUGAUAUUCAGUGUUUCUGUCAAAGCGAGGAGGGAACAAGUGAAGGAGGGAACAUCUGUCUUUUUAAAAACUUAUGUUGAAAUACAGGAGAAUGAUCAGAUCUUGUGGACGUUUGGAGCUGAAAAAUCUGUCUUAGUUCAAUUCAAAGAAGGGAUCACUACAUAUUUUGAUGAGAGAUUCAGAGGCAGACUUCAACUGGAUAAGAAGACUGGAGAUCUGACCAUCGCAGACACCAGAGCUGAACACACUGGACUUUAUGAGGCUCUGAUCUUUAGCAGCAGAGGGACUUCAUACAGGAGAUACGAUGUUGUUAUGUAUGUGGAGCUUGUGAGUGCUGUUGAGGAAGACACUACCAUUCUAAACACUGGUCUUCCCGAUAUAGAGAAAAACAGUCGCAUAGUGUGGAUGUUUAGAGAUCAUGACUCUCCCAUAGCUGAAAUUAAAAGAGGAACCGGACACACCCCUAAAUAUGACGAUGGUCCUAAUGUAAGAUUCAGAGACAGACUGAAGCUGGACGAGAAGACUGGAUCUCUGACCAUCACAGACAUCACACCUGAACAUGCUGGAGAUUAUCAGCUGCAUAUUAGCAAUGAUGAAGGGUCCACAAGCAAGAGAUUCUAUAUUGGAGUGAUGAGCAAAACAAUGACAGAAGAACAAGAAGAUGGAGAUAAUGACUCAGCGAUUGUGGAGAUACCACCGUUAAAUGAAGGAGUUCCUGAUGGAGUGAUUGAGUGAUUGAGCAGGAGGGGAUUUUUAUUUUAUCAAGAUAAGACAUGAUCAUCACUAUCAGACACUUUGCCAUCAUCAAUAAGAUUUUUUUCUCCUCUUGAAUUCGUCCAGUAAAAAAUGAAUAAAUAAUAAUUUUCAGUUUCUCAUAGCUUUGAAAUAUGCAUUUUAACAUGUGUGGACCACAGCAGUAUUUCUUUAAUCAUUUCAUGUGAUAUUUGAUAUAAUAACAAACACCGAUACCAGCUUAAUGUUGUUGUUUGACAGUGUCUCCUGAGCUGAGAUCACAUGACCUUCUCCUCGUAGAAAUAAAUCAGAUUAAACCACAGUUCAGAAACAUCUUUGACCAUCAGUGUCACAUUCAGUAAUAACUUCAGUGUAUCUGUUACUUUUAGUAGAAAUGAACCAGCUACUGAAAUUAUAUUAUUUUUAUUAACAUUUUAGAUUUAAUUUUAUUUGACUUGUACACUCUUAACCCAAAUUAGCUGACAAUACAAUAUAACUUACAAUCUUAAAUGGACUAUUCAAAUUGAGAAUUGAAUUCUCAUAAUUGAGACACAACGCAGACAUCAAGAAGCAGCAUAUGAAUCUUAGCAAUGUUGACAAUCAACAGAAUGCUUCAUGCUGCAGUGCAUGCUGGGUAACACCAUAUUAGAAACUGCCACCAUGCACUGCAGUAUGACAAAAUAUUGUCACCACUGUUGAGUAUCAUAUGAUGUAGUCAAGUGUUCAUGUCAAAUAGUCUGAGCCAACUCAUUAUUUUCUCUCAUACCCCUCUUUUGCCAAUUAUUUUAAAAUGAUCAGGGUGUCAUGUGUUUAAUUUCACUUUCUUAUCACAGUAAUGCUAAAUUUAAGUCAACAUCUUAAACAAAGACUACAUUAUGAUGCUCAUUCAUCAUGAGUUACAAGCAAAAAACCUAACUAAAGCAAGUUACAAUUGUUAAGAUGUGUUUAUAUACUAUAAAACUGUCAAUAAAACCAAAACAUUGAAAUGCCAUUACAUUUCUUCACAUUAAUAAAAAAAUGUCAAAGUAUGAUAUAAAUAAGACAUCAAUAAUGUGAACUAAUGAAUUUCGGUAAAGACUACUAUUGUAAACUUAAAUAGUCUACUUAAAAUUGUAUGUUCACCCAACUUAACCUGUUUAGUUUCAUCCUGUGCAAAAACUGAAAUGGUUUAGUACAACGGGUUUUCCACGCAAUUCUCUAGCAAUGUCAACUAAUUCGGUUUAAGAUUAUUUCUUUUGCACAUUUUAUGAUAAAUAAUUAUUCCUUAAUAUGUUAUCCAGUUAUAUGCUUUUGAAUUGAGUCUGUUGCACAAUGAUAACACAUAGUGUUGUGUCUGUUUGUUUUAUUCUCAUCUGUUAUAACUUUUGUCAAAAGUGUGUGUUUGACCAAUAAACAGUAUCUUGUAGGA
This is a messenger RNA of Puntigrus tetrazona (Sumatra barb), 4015 nucleotides long. RefSeq lists its product as uncharacterized. The record is from RefSeq and is a predicted model, not a curated record. The coding region runs from base 187 to 2610 and encodes 807 amino acids. The transcript has 11 exons. NCBI's taxonomy places the organism in Eukaryota, Metazoa, Chordata, Actinopteri, Cypriniformes, Cyprinidae.